AUGUCCCCACCAACAACAUCCGCCCUAGUCCUCUCCCUCCUAACAAGUCUGGGCGGCAUAAUCGGCUACACACGUACCGGAUCAAUCCCCUCAAUCGCCGCGGGCGUCUCCGUCGGCCUCAUCUACCUCCUCGCAUUCCUGCGCCUACGCGCCAGCCAAUCCUACGGCGAGGAAUUGGGUCUCCUCGCCUCGGCCGUGCUGGGUGGAAGCUCCGUGCCGCGCGUGAUCAAGACGGGUGGAAAGCCUGUUCCGGUAGUUUUGUCAAUCCUGGCUACAUAUGGACUUUAUGUUUUUGGAUUUGCGCUUAAGGAGAAGAAGGCAUGA
Molecule: messenger RNA, 324 nt
Organism: Penicillium robsamsonii
Lineage: Eukaryota; Fungi; Ascomycota; Eurotiomycetes; Eurotiales; Aspergillaceae
Product: TMEM14 family protein
Exons: 2
Coding region: 1-324 (107 amino acids)
Cellular component (GO): membrane
Source: RefSeq, a predicted model, not a curated record